This is a messenger RNA of Rhinolophus ferrumequinum (greater horseshoe bat), 4270 nucleotides long. Its product is annotated as synaptotagmin-14. NCBI's taxonomy places the organism in Eukaryota, Metazoa, Chordata, Mammalia, Chiroptera, Rhinolophidae. Gene Ontology annotation, cellular component: nucleus. The transcript is spliced from 10 exons. The record is from RefSeq and is a predicted model, not a curated record. Bases 101 to 2533 code for a protein of 810 amino acids.
CGGCCCCGCCUCUCCCGUUGGCGGCCUCCGCGCGUCCUCUGCUCUCUCGCCAGCCCGCCGCCCCCGCUAUCCAUUUGGUGCGGUCCAUGGCGAGCACAUCAUGGCGAUUGAAGGUGGAGAAAGAACCUGUGGAGUACAUGAACUUAUCUGUAUUAGAAAAGUAUCUCCAGAGGCAUUUGGAUUUUUGUCAGCUGUUGGGGUGUUUAUUAUCUUGAUGCUGCUACUUUUUCUCUAUAUUAAUAAGAAGUUCUGUUUUGAAAAUGUUGGCGGGUUUCCAGAUCUUGGUUCGGGAUACAGUACAAGGAAGAAUUCACAAGAUAAAAUUUAUAAUUCCUACAUGGACAAAGAUGAGCAUGGUUCAUCCUCUGAAAGUGAAGAUGAAGCACUGGGUAAAUACCAUGAGGCCUUAUCCAGAACACACAAUUCCAGACUACCACUGGCUGAUUGUAGACAAAAGAACUAUACUUGGGAAACAAGACAAAAAUAUAGUCCUCUAUCUGCAGAGUAUGAUGGAUACAGUAGUGAAGCAUCAAUAGAUGAAGGAAACUGCAUUCAGAGAAUGAGAAGAACACCCCCACUGGAUGAAUUGCAGCCACCACCGUAUCAGGAUGACAGUGGUUCUCCCCAUCUCUCAUGUACACCGUCAGAAAUUGGGGACAGUAAAUGUGAAUUUUCCCACUGCAGCAACAGUCCAAGAUGCUCAUACAACAAGUGCCCAAGUGAAGGAAGCACAGGUCAUGAAAUAGAAAGUUUUCAUACUAAAGGAUAUGAAGAAGAUGUGCCAAGUGACAGCACCGCAGUCCUGAGCCCGGAAGACAUAUCAGCUCAAGGAUCAUCUUCACAGCUUCCUAAACCUUUUGAUCCUGAGCCAGAAGCUAAAUAUGGCACACUGGAUGUGACUUUUGACUAUGACUCACAAGAACAGAAGCUUCUGGUAACAGUGACAGCUGUCACAGAUAUCCCAACAUAUAACAGGACAGGUGGCAACUCAUGGCAAGUACACCUUGUUCUUCUACCUAUAAAGAAACAGAGAGCAAAAACGAGCAUCCAGAGAGGACCAUGCCCUGUCUUCACAGAAACAUUCAAAUUUAAUCAUGUUGAAUCUGAGAUGAUUGGAAAUUAUGCAGUUCGGUUUAGACUGUAUGGUGUACAUCGCAUGAAAAAAGAAAAGAUUGUGGGGGAAAAGAUUUUUUAUUUAACAAAAUUGAAUCUUCAAGGGAAAAUGUCAUUACCUGUGAUAUUGGAACCUUCUUACAAUCAUUCUGGCUGCGACUCCCAAAUGAGCAUGUCAGAAGUAUCCUGUAGUGAAAGUACAUCCUCGUGUCAUUCUCUUGAACACGGCUCAGUUCCAGAAAUUCUCAUUGGCCUGCUUUAUAAUGCCACAACUGGAAGACUAUCAGCAGAAGUCAUAAAAGGCAGCCACUUCAAAAACUUGGCAGCAAACAGACCACCCAAUCUGAGGCUGUCAGAGAUGACUCUGGUUCUGUCCAUGAAUAGAUUCUGCGAGCCCAUUGUCUCGGAAGGAGCUGCUGAAAUUGCAGGGUACCAGACACUAUGGGAGGCUGACAGCUACGGAGGCCCGAGCCCCCCAGCGCCAGCCCAGGUCCCUCUGCAGGGAGACCGGGGAACCGGCCCCCCACUGGCAGGAUCACAUUACAGGGGAAUUUCAAAUCCUAUAACAGCAUCCAAGAUCACAUACUUUAAGAGGAAGUAUGUGGAAGAAGAGGAUUUUCACCCACCACUCAGCAGCUGUAGCCAUAAAACCAUCUCAAUUUUUGAGGAACGAGCCCACAUCCUUUAUAUGUCCUUAGAAAAGCUAAAGUUUAUCGAUGAUCCUGAAGUGUACCUCCGAAGAUCUGUCCUUAUAAACAAUUUGAUGAAAAGGAUCCAUGGAGAAAUUAUCAUGCAGAAUAACUGGUGCUUUCCUGCCUGCUCUUUUAAUGGCACCUCUGCCCAAGAGUGGUUUAUGGCUCAAGACUGUCCUUACCGAAAACGACCGCGGAUGGCCAAAGAGGAGUGUGAAAAGUUUCAUGCCUGCUGCUUUUACCAAGAAUGUGGUGGUCACUACCUAAAUUUACCCCUUUCGGUUAAUGCUAAUGUCGGAAGUGCCUCCACCACUGCCUCCCCUUCCUCUUCCACCUCUUGCUCCUCAUCUUCCUCUUCCUCUCCCCCUCUGCCUUUACCGAGUUGUUCCCACCAGGUGGAUUUUGGUGUAGGCAGCGCACCUAUUUACAAGGGUGAUGGUCAGAUACCUGCCAACGAAAUCUUUGUUACUAAUGUCAGGUCACUUGGUGUUCAGGAAAAGGCCAAAUUAAAUGAUGAGAAAGCCAAUAAUGACACCGGCAGGGAUGGUGGCCCCCUGAGCCAUGAACCUGUGGGAAAUGACCUUGCUUUUGAGUGCAAAGGCCAAUUUUAUGAUUAUUUCGAGACUGGAUAUAAUGAAAAAAACAAUGUAAGUGAGUCUUGGAAAAAGUCCUUACGGAAAAAGGAGCCGUCACCAAAUAACAAACUGUGCUGCAGCAAAAGGAAGUAGAAGUGAGCCGUCUUAUCACCGAACCUUCGAAGCAUGCUCAGCAUGAUCAAUUAGCUCUCAUAAAUUUUAUUUUGAAUGGAUUUUCUAGUUUUGUACAACUGAUACAAUUAUGCCAUGAACAUGCCGUGUCAUUUUAAUGCCUGGAAAGCAGAUUGCAUCAAACAUCUGUAUAGUAGGCAUCAGUGAGCUACUUAUAAAGGUGGUGAUUUUACCAAGAUAACAGUUGACUUAAUACUUAAAAGUCUAUCCUGGUUUUCUUACAGAAAAGAUCAGUGGAUUUGACUGAGGGACAAUGUGCCCUUGUGAUAUUUUCAUUACCCCCAAGGAGCCUGUCACUAGCUGAGAAACUUCAACGUUUGCCAAUUAAUUAGGUGGUUAUUUGGUAAACAAGUCAAUAUAACCAGCAAAGGAUGUCUGCUUCUUCUAUAUGAUACAGUAUUUUUUUCUGAAUACAUGACUGAAGACAGGGAGCUAGGUGAAUAACUUCGUGGUGCUGUUAAGUACUUGUACUUAACGGUCUGUGUGACAGAUGAAAAUAGGAUGUACCGGAAAUGAAACACACCCGUCUAGGGGCGAGGAUAGCACUAUGUGUAGAGGGUACUCUGCAAGUUUCCUCUUGCCUGCUUUUAGACAAGUGUUAUACAGGGCGAUUUUUGGUGCCUUACUUUAUCUUAAUUUUUGCCAAUGUGAAAAUUAAGGAUAAAUCAGAGUUACAGCAGGGAUUUAACAAACAGGAAAAAACAAAAACAAAAAAAACAGGGUGGAUCAAUAUUGUUUGGAAACCGUUAACCUUCGAACUAUUGCGUUAAACUUUUGAUUCGACAUCUCUAUUCUUCCUUUAUUUUUGAUGCCCAAUUGCUUUUGAAUUUGGCAUUUUUAGAAAGGGAUGGAGGAAACAAAAGAGAGCUGUUGGAAAUCAGCACUAGCUGCUUGAGCUUUUCUAUGGCAACGGUUUGUUGCUGGGGUUUGGGUUUUUUGGGUUUUGGGUCAUUUUGUUUGGUUUGGUUUUCUUGUCCAAUGAAGUUCAUGAACCAGUGGCAUGCAUUAUAUUUUAAUCUGUUUUGCAUCAUUUCACUUGUUUAGAUUAUAAAAGCAUGUGGUUUUUUUUAUAUAUGACUUUUGCUGUUGAUUAAGAAGCACAAUGUUAAUAAAUGAUGUGGUGAUCAAUAAGGUUUUUUUAUCUUAAAGAAUGUAAAGAUUUUAGGUUUUGGAAAGUUAUUUUGGAGAAAUGGGACUCAGUCGGCAAUAGCUAGUAUAUAUUUAGUCAGCAUUUUCCUCAAUAAUUUCUUUAAUUUGUACAUUUGCAAGAGGGUUCAGAGUGCCCCUCUCUGACCAUUCUUCCUUCCACUCUAGCCAAUUCCUCCUGCUAAGCUGUGUUCCAAUUCCCAACGUUACUUACUGAUUGACUUGGGCUUCCUUAGACAAUACUUCACAGGAACCAAACGCCAAACGGAGGAAAUAAGUAAGUCCUCCCAGUUUCUCCAAGAUAAAGCUUUUUUUUUAUUGCUAUUAAUAUUAAAUAUAGGUCUCAUUCAUACAGUGUAUGAGUAGGAUCAUAAUUUGGACAAUGUCCUCAAGGACCAAUUUUUAAAACAUGUUCUUGUGUUAUGGCUAAAUAGUCUAGUAAGGUUUUUGUCCUUUAUUUUCAAUAUUUGAUAAACAUUUGAUGUUGAAAACUUAGAUGAUAGAUGCUUGUAUAUGAAUGUGUUGUUGUAAUAAAGUGAGGUUUUCUUGAUA